Messenger RNA from Gastrolobium bilobum, 902 nucleotides. Its product is annotated as AP-1 complex subunit sigma-1-like. The record is from RefSeq and is a predicted model, not a curated record. The transcript has 7 exons. Gene Ontology annotation, biological process: vesicle-mediated transport; protein transport. Gene Ontology annotation, molecular function: clathrin-cargo adaptor activity. Gene Ontology annotation, cellular component: AP-1 adaptor complex; intracellular membrane-bounded organelle. Lineage: Eukaryota; Viridiplantae; Streptophyta; Magnoliopsida; Fabales; Fabaceae. The coding region runs from base 108 to 593 and encodes 161 amino acids.
AACGUUUAUUAUACUUGCUUUAGAGAAGCAAGUAGGUUUCUUUGAAGAAACGUUUAGCGAAUCGUCGUCACCGUGUUCAAGUUCGAGGCUUAAUUCAGAUUCCAAAUAUGAUCCAAUUUGUGCUGCUCAUUAGUCGCCAAGGGAAGGUGAGACUGACAAAAUGGUACUCGCCUUAUUCUCAGAAAGAAAGAAAUAAGGUAAUCCGUGAGCUCAGUGGAGUAAUUCUUUCCCGUGCUCCCAAGCUAUGUAAUUUUGUUGAAUGGAGAGGAUAUAAAGUUGUUUAUAAAAGGUAUGCUAGUCUCUUUUUCUGCAUGUGUAUUGAUGAAGAUGACAAUGAGUUAGAGGUCCUCGAAAUAAUUCAUCAUUUCGUGGAGAUUCUUGAUCGGUAUUUUGGCAGUGUAUGUGAACUGGACUUAAUAUUCAACUUUCACAAGGCCUACUAUAUACUGGAUGAAGUUCUAAUUGCUGGUGAGCUUCAAGAGUCCAGCAAGAAAACAGUUGCUCGGUUGGUAGCUGCACAGGAUUCAUUGGUGGAGACUGCAAAGGAGGAAGCCAGUACAAUAAGUAAUAUAAUUGCACAAGCCACUAAGUGAAGAGAACAAAUGCUACAAUUUCCUGCUAAUAUUGUUUGUCUUAUGUCCCAAUUCUUAUGGUUAUUAAGUUGAAUUUUUUAUCUUCUUUAUAUAAAUUGCCUUGCUUUGCCUUCAUAUAUCAUGCUUGUAUAUCCCUGAACUGUCUAUUACUUGUGGUGAUCCAUUUGCCUGAGGAUUAUUUUUACUUUGUAUGCUGCUCUGAGAUUGAAAUUCAAUAGUGUGCUUUUGUUAUUAUUAUUAUUUGUAAUACAUUGUUUACUAUAUGGAGUUUGUAAGAAUAAUAGAUGAUAUAAUAAUGUUAUCAUGUGA